AUGGAUACCUGGGAGAUUAUAGAGACCAUUGGCAAAGGCACCUAUGGCAAAGUCUACAAGGUGACAAACAAGAAAGAUGGGAGCCUGGCUGCAGUGAAAAUUCUGGAUCCCAUCAAUGAUAUGGAUGAAGAAAUUGAGGCCGAAUACAACAUUUUGCAGAUUCUUCCUAACCAUCCCAAUGUUGUAAAGUUUUAUGGGAUGUUUUACAAAGCAGAUCACUGUGUAGGAGGACAGCUGUGGCUAGUCCUGGAGCUGUGUAAUGGAGGCUCAGUCACCGAGCUUGUCAAAGGUCUCCUCAGAUGUGGCCAGAGGUUGGACGAAGCCCUCAUCUCCUACAUCUUGUAUGGAGCCCUGUUGGGCCUCCAACAUUUGCACAACCACCGAAUCAUCCACCGAGAUGUGAAGGGAAAUAACAUUCUCCUGACCACAGAAGGAGGAGUUAAGCUCGUUGACUUUGGUGUCUCAGCUCAACUCAGCAGUACGCGUCUCCGGAGGAAUACAUCAGUUGGUACCCCAUUCUGGAUGGCUCCUGAGGUCAUUGCUUGUGAGCAGCAGUAUGACUCUUCCUAUGACGCUCGAUGUGACGUCUGGUCCCUGGGGAUCACAGCUAUUGAACUGGGCGAUGGAGACCCUCCCUUAUUCAACAUGCAUCCUGUGAAGACGCUCUUUAAGAUUCCGAGAAAUCCUCCACCAACUUUACUGCAUCCAGACAAGUGGUGUGAGGAAUUCAAUGACUUCAUCUCACAGUGUCUUAUUAAGGAUUUUGAACAGCGGCCUUCCGUCACACAUCUCCUUGAUCAUCCAUUUAUUACGGGAGCUCAGGGAAAGGUCUUGCUGCUGCGAAAACAGCUGGCCAAGGUGCUCCAGGACCAGAAGCAGCUAAAUCCCGCAUCUAAGACCAGGCACGAGAGGAUGCACACCAGAAGACCCUAUCGUGUGGAAGAUGCUGAAAAGUACUGCCUGGAGGAUGACCUGGUCAAUCUUGAGGUUCUGAAUGAGGACACAAUUAUUCAUCAGUUGCAAAAACGUUAUACAGACUCGCUAAUUUACACCUAUGUUGGAGACAUUCUAAUUGCCUUGAACCCCUUCCAGAGCCUAAGCAUAUAUUCUCCACAGUUUUCCAGGCUUUAUCAUGGGGUGAAACGUGCCUCCAAUCCCCCGCACAUAUUUGCAUCAGCAGAUGCUGCUUACCAGUGCUUGGUGACUUUCAACAAAGACCAGUGUAUUGUCAUCAGUGGAGAAAGUGGCUCGGGGAAGACAGAAAGUGCCCACCUGAUUGUUCAACAUCUGACUUUCCUGGGAAAGGCAGACAAUCAGACAUUGCGAGAGAAGAUUCUUCAAGUGAACUCUCUGGUGGAAGCCUUCGGGAAUGCGUGCACGGCCAUCAAUGACAAUUCCAGCCGGUUUGGGAAGUAUCUAGAAAUGAUGUUCACACCGACUGGAGCUGUGAUGGGCGCAAGAAUCUCAGAGUACCUCCUGGAAAAGUCCAGAGUUAUCAAACAGGCAGUGGGAGAGAAAAAUUUUCACAUAUUUUAUUAUAUUUAUGCUGGUCUUUACCACCAGAAGAAACUCUCAGAGUUGAAACUUCCUGAGGAAAAGCCUCCUAAGUACAUAGCUGAUGAAACGGGGAGAGUCAUGCAUGACAUAACUUCCAAGGAGUCUUACAGAAGACAGUUUGAAGCCAUUCAGCAUUGCUUCAGGAUUAUUGGGUUCACAGACAAGGAGGUGAACUCCGUGUACAGAGUUCUGGCUGGAAUUUUGAAUAUUGGGAACAUUGAGUUUGCAGCUAUUUCCUCUCAACACCAAACAGAUAAAAGUCAGGUGCCCAAUGCCGAAGCUUUGGAGAAUGCUGCCUCGGUUCUCUGCAUCAGCCCUGAAGAACUGCAGGAAGCCCUCACAUCCCACUGUGUGGUCACUCGAGGGGAGACCAUUGUCCGUGCCAACACAGUGGACAGAGCUGCGGAUGUCCGGGAUGCCAUGUCCAAAGCCCUGUAUGGCAGACUCUUCAGCUGGAUUGUCAACCGCAUCAACACUCUCCUGCAGCCAGACAAAAACAUAUGUAGUGCCGACGAUGGAAUGAAUGUGGGGAUCUUGGAUAUAUUCGGGUUCGAGAAUUUUCGGAGAAAUUCCUUCGAGCAGCUCUGUAUAAACAUCGCCAAUGAACAAAUCCAGUACUAUUUCAACCAGCAUGUGUUUGCCCUUGAGCAGAUGGAGUACCAGAAUGAGGGCAUUGAUGCCAUCCUUGUGGAGUAUGAGGACAACCGUCCGCUCCUGGACAUGUUCCUGCAGAAGCCCCUAGGCCUGCUUGCACUCUUAGAUGAGGAGAGUCGGUUUCCCCAGGCAACGGACCAGACUCUGGUUGAUAAAUUUGAAGACAAUCUGCGAUGCAAAUUCUUCUGGAGACCCAAAGGAGUGGAACUGUGCUUUGGCAUCCACCACUAUGCUGGAAAGGUGUUAUAUGAUGCCUCUGGAGUUCUUGAGAAAAACAGAGACACCCUUCCUGCCGAUGUGGUUGUAAUCCUAAGAACAUCCAAAAACAAGCUUCUCCAGCAACUUUUCUCAAUCCCUUUAACCAAAACAGGUAAUUUGGCCCAGACACGAGCCAAGAUAACAGCAGCUUCAAGAUCUUUGCCUCCACAUUUCAGUGCUGGGAAAGCCAAGGUGGACACUCUUGAGGUGAUCCGGCAUCCUGAAGAAACCACCAACAUGAAGAGGCAAACCAUGGCAUCCUACUUCCGGUAUUCUCUGAUGGAUCUGCUCUCCAAAAUGGUGGUUGGACAGCCCCAUUUCGUGCGUUGCAUUAAACCUAACGAUGGCCGCAAGGCCUUACAGUUCUCUGAAGAGAGGGUCCUGGCCCAGCUCCGCUCCACGGGGAUCCUGGAGACUGUCAGCAUCCGCAGGCAGGGCUAUUCCCAUCGCAUCCUCUUUGAAGAGUUUGUGAAAAGAUAUUAUUACUUGGCAUUCAGAGCACAUCAAACACCUCCUGCCAGCAAAGAGAGCUGUGUCGCUAUCUUGGAGAAGUCCAGAUUAAAUCAUUGGGUACUGGGAAAAACAAAGGUUUUUCUCAAAUAUUACCAUAUUGAGCAAUUAAACUUGCUCCUUCGAGAAGUCAUAGGCAGAGUGGUCGUGCUGCAAGCGUACACUAAGGGUUGGCUUGGAGCCAGGAGAUACAAAAGAGUCCGAGAGAAGAGGCAAAAGGGCGCAGUUACCAUCCAGUCAGCCUGGAGAGGAUAUGAUGCUCGCAGGAAAUUUAAGGAAAUAAGCAACAGAAGGAGCGAGUCUACUGUUUGCAUCCAUGCAGUUCUGAAGACUGACCAGAAAAGCCAUCCAGUGGCAGAGCCCAACAAUGGCCAUGAAGAAACUUCAAGCAUCUCCCCUGCUGACACUGAGAACAAUCGGGAUUCACAAACCCACAGUUCUCCAAAUGGCAGUGAUGUCUUUUCUGGACAUGCAAAUAAGCUCGUGGUUGCCGGGACUGCUGUGCUGUGUUGUCAGACAUGUCAUGCUGCCCCCGAUGAUGGCCAAGGACUGAGCCCCCAAGAAGCCCCUCACAAACCCAGUUCAGAAGAUGGCCUUACACAGAAGCAGCGACCACCUCGCCGACGAUGUCAGCAACCCAAAAUGUUGAGUAGCCCUGAGGACACCAUGUACUAUAACCAGUUAAAUGGAACUCUAGAAUAUCAAGGGAGCAAGAGGAAGCCAAGAAAACUUGGCCAAAUCAAAGUGCUGGAUGGGGAAGAUGAGUAUUACAAAUCGCUGUCCCCUGUCGCCUGUGUCUCAGAGGAGAGCAACUCAGCCUGCCCUUUCUUUUUUUACCCAUCUUCAAAAAGAGACUCUUUUGCUCAACAUUGAAUUGCAUCUCCUGACCCUAUAUCUGUCCCAGGUUUUAGGAAGGAACUCACCAGCAGUCAUCAGAGGAGAGUCCUGAUUAGCUACAUUAUGACAUAAGGAAUAAAUGCUACCACGUGAUUAUAAACGGGUCAUUGCACAACUGCUACAAAUUAAAAAAUCAUUAAUCAUGUAGAAAUAUGGGGAAGAGUUAUAGUAAAAUUAAGCAAAAGUUUAGAGAAUAUAUAUGAUAUAUGUUAUGGCUACAGCAAUGUGAUAGAAAGCAAGCAUAUGUGAAUUGAAGAUAUACUACCUGGGAGGGAUGAUGGACAAACAGGAUGAAGUUUAUGUUUCUGUUUUCAUGCAAAAUUUCAAUAAACACACAAGAAAAGAAUGGCUGCCUGAAACUCAGUAGUUGAUUGAUAUAAGAGAGGAGGGAGAUGUGGUCCAGGGA
This is a messenger RNA of Perognathus longimembris pacificus (Pacific pocket mouse), 4282 nucleotides long. RefSeq names its product myosin IIIB (gene Myo3b). Gene Ontology annotation, biological process: protein phosphorylation. Gene Ontology annotation, cellular component: myosin complex. Lineage: Eukaryota; Metazoa; Chordata; Mammalia; Rodentia; Heteromyidae. The record is from RefSeq and is a predicted model, not a curated record. Gene Ontology annotation, molecular function: ATP binding; protein binding; protein kinase activity. Bases 1 to 3852 code for a protein of 1283 amino acids. The transcript is spliced from 34 exons.